Messenger RNA from Daucus carota subsp. sativus, 1834 nucleotides. RefSeq names its product polygalacturonase At1g48100. Gene Ontology annotation, biological process: carbohydrate metabolic process. NCBI's taxonomy places the organism in Eukaryota, Viridiplantae, Streptophyta, Magnoliopsida, Apiales, Apiaceae. The transcript has 8 exons. Gene Ontology annotation, molecular function: polygalacturonase activity. Bases 128 to 1549 code for a protein of 473 amino acids. The record is from RefSeq and is a predicted model, not a curated record.
GCUAUAUAAACGGUCGCAACCAACCAAACACUCAAACUUGGAAGUUUGUACAUGUGCACCAUUUUGUAGUAUCACCUGAAUCAUCUAAUUAAACUCAGUAGCCUAUUUUGUUCCAAAUUACAUUCCAAUGAAGCAGAACAAGAAGCUAUCAGUUCUCCUUAGUUUUCUUCUCAUUCUAGUUUACUUAACUACAUUUUUAGCGAUUUCGACAGAGGCUAGGAGACAUCACAGCAAGAAAAACAGAACUCACAAGCACAAGAAACAGAGGCAUGACCAUCAUGUUCCUGCUCCAUUUCCUGGUCAUGGCAAUACUUCUAGCAAUUUCAAUGUCUUGAGCUUCGGAGCUAAGGGCGACGGAGUUUCUGACGAUUCCAAGGCACUUGAAGAAGCAUGGAAGGCUGCAUGUAAAGUAGAAGGAUCAAUUCUGCGAAUUCCAUCGAAUUACAAGUUUCUGAUUAAGCCAAUAACACUGAAAGGUCCAUGUAUGCCUCAUUUGCUUUUUCAGAUUGAUGGGAGCCUCUUGGCUCCUCCGAAAGUAGGUGCAUGGCCAAAAUCCAGCUUGUUUCAGUGGAUUAACUUCAAAUGGAUUCACAACUUCACCAUUCAAGGUACAGGUACUGUUGAUGGCCAAGGUUCCAACUGGUGGGCUACUGCUUUUCCGAGCCAAGUUGCUUUCACUCAGGCCUUAUCCAAAAACAAAAUACCAUAUAUGAAACCAACGGCAAUAAGAUUUUAUGAAAGUUACAAUGUGACAAUCCGCGACAUAAGUAUCAUAAACAGUCCUCUGUGCCAUCUGAAAUUUGAUAAUUCUGGAGGGGUGAACAUCGACAAUAUCACCAUCAUUUCACCAGAAUCUAGCCCAAACACGGAUGGCAUUCACCUGCAGAACACCCGGGAUGUAGAAAUCCAGCAUUCCAGCAUAGGCUGCGGGGAUGAUUGUGUGUCGAUUCAAACUGGCUGCUCCAACGUUCAUAUUCACCAUCUAAAUUGUGGCCCUGGACAUGGAAUAAGCUUAGGAGGAUUAGGGAAAGAUAAAAGUGUGGCAUGCGUUUCUGAUAUCACGGUUGAAAAUAUUAUCAUGCAAAACACCCUCUAUGGAGUACGGAUCAAGACAUGGCAGGGUGGAGCUGGAUUAGUGAAGAACAUAACAUUUUCACACAUUCAAGUUUCUGAUGUCAAAGUUCCCAUAAUGAUUGAUCAAUAUUACUGCGACAAGCAUUUGUGCAAGAAUCAGACAGAUGCAGUAGCAAUAUCAGGAGUAAAAUAUGACCAAAUCAUCGGCACUUUCUCAGUGCAACCUAUUCAUCUGGCUUGUAGCAACAGCAUUCCAUGCAUAAAUGUCGAUCUCACUAAUGUUCAGUUAAGGCCAACAUCUUCAAAAUUAGGGUACGGAUCCGGAGGGUUACAACACGAAGGAUUGUGCUGGAAUUCUUAUGGAAAAUCAAAAGCCCCUCUGGUUCCGUCAAGCAUUGACGAUUGCCUAAUGAGGGGUAGUGGCGGUUCAGGACCUCAGAAAAUAGCAAAAUCUCGUUAUGAAAAUGUUUGUUGAUUGGUAUUUUAGUGUACAUGAACUUAGUUUGCUCUCUUUCUUAAGUUGAUUGUGUUAGAUAUGUAAUUGCUUCCCUUCUGCAGUGCUUUCAGUGUGGAAAGAGGAUUAAUGUACACGCUUUAUCAGUUAAUCCGCAGUGUCCAACUCUUUUUUGUAAUUGUACUUUGAAACUUUAUUGUUGUUGAGUGUUCAAUUCUGUUGUUGAGUGUUCAAUUCUCCUAGAACCAUGAGCUAUCUGUGAAAAUGCUUAUUUAAGAUAUGAUCAUGUCAGUUAAAUUAUAUCGG